AUGGAGGGCAUAUUCAACGAUAUCAGAUCCAUGGAACACCAUCUGAAUCUAACCAAAGCUCACCCAGGUUCUCCCGGAAAACGAAGCUCCAAGCCGACUGCCAGCUUGCCCAAUGACUUGAUUUAUUGUCCGCAAUUACCACAG
Messenger RNA from Acaulospora colombiana, 144 nucleotides. Lineage: Eukaryota; Fungi; Glomeromycota; Glomeromycetes; Diversisporales; Acaulosporaceae. The record is from the annotation of a GenBank genome assembly.